This is a messenger RNA of Limanda limanda (common dab), 1251 nucleotides long. It is a transcript of the gene slc35g2b, whose product is annotated as solute carrier family 35 member G2b. NCBI's taxonomy places the organism in Eukaryota, Metazoa, Chordata, Actinopteri, Pleuronectiformes, Pleuronectidae. Gene Ontology annotation, cellular component: membrane. The record is from RefSeq and is a predicted model, not a curated record. The transcript has a single exon. Bases 1 to 1251 code for a protein of 416 amino acids.
AUGGAUGUACCAGCAUCUUCGCUCCAGUACGGAUCCAAAAAGAGGGUCAAGAUUCACCCAAACGCAUUGAGUGUGAAGUAUGCCACUCACUUUCCUCAGCCUGGCGAUGAAGGGUACGAUGAUGCGCCCUCUUUCGAGGAAUUUGGCGCCUUCGCGGAGGCUAACGUGGACAAGAGACUUGUCUCAGACAGCAAAGGUGGCAGGACUUUCUUUGGGACCAUGGAGACCCCUCCCAAGCCGCCAAGUGUGCAAAGAGACAAGGGGGUCGGGGGUCAGCUGGCGAGCUUCGGCGAGGCGAAUGUGUUGGCCUCCAGGGUGACCUGGAUGGCCUUAUUUGGGGCCGCCGUGGCUCACGGUUGCGUGGCACUGAUUACUCGUUUAGCAGCCGACCGCUCUAAAGUGCCCUCCCUCGAGCUGCUCUUCAUCCGCUCUGUGAUCCAAGUGCUGUCCAUCCUGGUGGUCUUCUACAACCACGAGGCCCCCUUUGGCCCUAAGGGCUACCGCCUGCGUCUCUUCUUCUACGGCAUCUGCAACGUUAUCUCCAUCACCUGCGCCUACACCUCUUUUGCCAUCGUACCCCCGAGUAAUGGCACCCUCAUGUGGCGUGCCUCUACCACAGUCUUCAGCGCAAUACUGGCCUUCCUGCUCCUGGAUGAGAGGCUGGGCUACACGGAUGUGGUCACGGUGGUGGGCAGCGUGUUUGGUCUGUGUCUGGUCAUGGUGCCGAACGUAGCGGACGAGGAGAAGUCCAGGUUGACCUUUUGGAAGGAGGCCUUUGGCUAUACAAUGACAGUGGUGGCCGGUUUGACAGCUGCCCUCUCCAUGAUCGUCUACAGAGCCAUUAAGGAGCGCGUGAGCAUGUGGACUGCACUCUUUACCUUCGGCUGGACAGGCACCGUGUGGGGCGCCUCCACCAUGUUUAUCAUGCAGGAGCCCAUCAUUCCUCUCGAUGGGGAGACCUGGGGCUAUUUAAUUGGGAUCUGUAUCUGCUCCACCGUGGCGUUCUUGGGAGUAUACUACGCUCUAAACAGGUUUCAUCCAGCCUUAGUCAGCACCGUGCAGCACCUCGAGAUCGUGGUUGCCAUGUUCCUCCAGCUCAUUGUCCUGAGGAUGAUCCCGUCCGUCUACGACGUCAUGGGCGGCCUGGUCAUCAUGAUCAGCGUGUUCACCCUGACAGGAGUGAAGCUGUACAGGGUGAGCAGGGCCGUUCGGCAGGAUUAUCAAGAGAUCCUGGACUCCCCCAUCAAAUGA